GGCCGGCGGUGUCGGUGGGUUCCUGUGCGUGCGGCCAGACCCGCGUGGUGCUGGGCUGUGCGUGUGGGGGGGGCGGCGACGAGCUGCGUCUGGGCUUGGCGCUGUCCUGUGUGGUGGCUGGAGCCGUGUGAGGCACCAUGGCACAAUCACUCGCCUCCCCAGGGCUGUUUUCUGACGAUGAGGCUGCAGCCUCUCCUGUGCUCGAGUCCACAGCAACGGGCUUUGGUGCUGACCUGCGCAAGAACCUGAUGCCGGAGUUCUCUGCCAUCUCCCCAAACCUGGAGGUCUCUCAGGCUGUGGCUGAAGACAAUAAUGGAAAAUUAAAGGUUUACCUCAGAGUUCGACCUCUGAAAUCUACAGAAGUAGAAAAGGGGGAAGACCAGGGCUGUGUCUGUAUUGAGAACUCAGAAACCCUUAUUCUAAAAGCUCCAAAGAAUUCCUUCACCAUGCGGAGCACGGAGCGAGGAGUGGGACAAGCAGUGCACAGAUUCUCCUUCACCCGGAUUUUUGGACCAGAGGUGGGACAGAAAUUGUUCUUUGAUGAGACAAUGAAGCAGGUGGUAAAGGAUGUGCUGAGUGGGCAGAACUGUCUGGUUUACACCUACGGCAUCACCAAUUCAGGGAAGACUCACACGAUUCAGGGCACUGCCCAAGAUGGGGGGAUUCUGCCUCGCUCCUUGGCAACCAUCUUCAACAGUGUGGGGGACCGGCUGUACCAGGCCAUGGAUCUGAAGCCUGCCCUCUGCAACGAGGUGACCUGGCUGGACAGCAGGCAGGUGCGCCAGGAGGAGACCAAGAAGCAGAUGAUGCUGCAGAGGGGCCUCUGGGAGGAGGAGCUGCUGACGCCGCUGAAGAGGAGUCACAGUGCUGAAUCUCAGCUCCAGGCCACCACCAGUGGCAGUUUUGACAGUGGAGUUGCUGGGCUGUCUUCAUCCAGCCAGCUCACCAACCGUUCAGACCUCAGCCAGACUGAAGAACUGGGCCCUUGCUGGGCUGACCUGGAUCGCAUUUCACUCACCAGCCCAGGAGAUGUCCAGUUCUCCAUCUGGGUCUCUUUCUUUGAGAUCUACAACGAGUUAAUCUAUGACUUGUUAGAACCAGCUCUACCUGGGCAGAACCGCAAGCGGCAAACGCUGCGGCUCUGCGAGGACCAGACUGGCAACCCCUAUGUGAAAGAUCUGAACUGGAUCAAUGUCCGGGAUGCUGAUGAGGCCUGGAAGCUUCUGAAACUGGGUCGGAAAAACCAGAGUUUUGCAAGCACUCACAUGAACCAGAACUCCAGUCGUAGUCACAGUGUGUUCUCCAUUCGGAUUCUGCACUUGCAAAGAGGUGGCAGUGAAGUUGUUCCAAAAAUCAGCGAGCUGUCCCUGUGUGACCUGGCUGGCUCGGAGCGCUGCAAGGACCAGAGGAGCGGGGAGCGAAUGAAGGAAGCCAACAACAUCAACACCUCCCUGCACACCCUGGGCCGCUGCAUCGCUGCCCUCCGCCAGAACCAGCAGGCCAGGACAAAGCAGGCGGUGGUUCCGUUCCGGGACAGCAAACUGACCCGCGUGUUCCAGGGCUUCUUCACCGGGCGCGGGCGCUCCUGCAUGAUUGUCAACAUCAACCAGUGUGCUUCCACCUAUGAUGAGACUCUGUACGUAGCCAAGUUCUCAGCCAUUGCCAGCCAGCUUGUUCAGGCACCGCCCACAAAGCUGGGACUUCCAUCCUUAAAAUCCAUCAUCAAAGAACACAACAGGCGAAUGAGCCAGGGUCCAGAAGCAGAGCCAGAAGAAGAUGUGGAAUCAGAAGAAGACACUGAGGAUGAGGCUGAUGUCUCUAUGUAUGAGAAGAAGGACCUGCUGCGUGCGGUCGAGGCUGCGCGAGAGCUGCUGGUGCAGGAGCGGCAGAAGAAGCUGCAGCUCGAGAUGCGCCUGCGCGAGGAGAUCUGCAACGAGAUGCUGGAGCACAUGCAACAGAAGGAGCAGUGGUGGAGCCAGCAUGUGGAUACUCAGAGAGAGCAGCUGGAGGAACUGUAUGAGGGUAAAAUGGCCAUCCUGAAGGAGUUACUGACUGACCACUACCAGGAGGAGAUGCAGGAGCGUGACGAGGAGAUUUCGGAGCUCAAAGCUGCUCUGAAGGAGACCAAACAAAAACUGGAGAGCCUAGAUGCCAAGCAAAAGGACUCAGAGCAGAGUGUACGUCGAUCCAAGCGAGUGGCCACCUCAUCUGCUCUGCAGCAGGAGCUGGCAGACACCAAAGCCAGGCUGGAGCAGUGUCAAAAGGAGUUGAAUUCCACAAGCGCAGAGUUGCACAAGUACCAGAAAUUAGUGGAGCCACCUCCCUCUGCCAAACCCAUUACUAUGGAUGUGGACAGGAAGCUGGAGGAUGGACAGAAGAACGUCAGAUUGCUGCGUUCAGAGUUACAAAAAAUUGGGGAGUCUCUCCAGUCUGCAGAGCGAGCGUGCUGCCACAGCACAGGGGCAGGGAGGCUGCGAGAAGCCCUGGGCAUGUGUGAUGACAUCCUGGCAAGACAGGACCAGACCCUGGCAGAGCUGCAGAACAACAUGAUGCUGGUGAAGCUGGACCUGCGCAAGAAGGCGGCCUGCAUUGCUGAGCAGUACCACACGGUGCAGAGGCUGCAGGCGCCGCCAACGUCCGCCCUCAAGAAACGCUUCUGUGCCAACAGGGAGAACCUGCAGCCCAAUCAGCCUCCUGGCAAAAGGCCCUUCCUGCACAACAUCCUGACACGUUCAGCCACCCGUCCUGCGGCCACCAGAGGCUGGCAACUUCGUUCAGUUGCUCUAUGACUUUUCAAAAGGAGGUCCCUGCCCAGCUAUUUCUGGAACAGGUGGCAAAUCCAAUAUAAUAGCAUCUGGUUUUCAUUGUGCACUUCUUUAUUGUUAUUGUAGCUGCUUGAGACUUAUGUAAACAUCUCUGGAUAUGUAUGUUUAAACUUUCAAACAAUACCAAAGUUGACAAAGUGACCUUAUGUGAUUUAAACACUAUACUGAGGAAAGUCUUUAACUGUAAAAUAAUGCAGACGAUCAACUUGUUUAACAAAAGGACAAGAUAAAGGUGUGUUCUUGUCUAUGUUGGCACACAAUUCAAAAAAUAAGUUCAUAAGAUUCUCCUUGAAAGAUACUUUGCCUUCCUUGAAUUAUAAUCCUUUAUUGAAGUAUACACGUUCUAGGCCAGGGCUGCUGGCUCGGAUCUUGGCUUGCAAGUCUGGCUCCAAGCGCGACACCGACAUGGAACUGAGCAAAAGAAACAGGGAAGGGGUUACACCAAACAAGCACCAGAGGGGAAAAUAAGAUGGACAAUGCACCUGCUGAACUUCCUACAUUAGCAAAAGAGUUUUCAGAUCUUUUAAAAUAUCUUAUCCAGGAAGGAGGCUCACAGACCAGGGCACAUGAAUCCCUGCUCCAAGGGCAGUGGGAUAGUCCAUGGAGUCAGGAAAUGGCUGUUGCUAUUGCCAUGAGGGUAAGGAUCCACCUCAUUGCUCAGGUUCUUGCUGGCAAUUGAAACUUACCUUCCUAAAAUGGUUUUUAUAAAAUAGAAUUUAUUUUCCUAUUUAACUUACUAUGUGAUUUUAUUCAGUUGAAUACAAGGUUUGUUUUUAUGAGAGCUGGUUCACAGUAAAGUGAAUUAAGUUGCCAGGUCAUUUGAACAGCUGCACUUUCCUGAACACAGUUCAAGGUCUAAUCUUCCUCUGAACUGCAGAGCCCUGGCUGAAAUCAAGAACUGUAACACGUGUGCUGGGUUGGUUUGUCAAGUCAUCUCCAGGUAGCCUAGUGACACUUGUUUACCACAGUUCUCUGUCCUAGGCCGAGCAGGGAGACAGAUGGUGUCAGCCCUGUUGUACUCAAACAACACUGAGAAUUGGCUAUUGUUUUCUGGAAGUCAAAGCUGCCUUAGUUGUUCAGCAUUUUAAUGGACUCAGCUCAAGCUUGGGUUGUUUAAGGUCCAGCAGGCAGCUUGUUGAGUUUAGACAACCACUAUUAAAAUGAGAGGGACAGCUGAAUUUCAGGCCCUGUCCAUACUAUGUACGAAAUUAAGCAAAGUUUUUUUUAAGUAACUCAUUCAGAUUUCAUAAGGAUUUCAGCUAUAAAGAAUAUUGUUUCUAAGACUGCUUUCAGUACUGAGCUACUUCUGUAUUGAUGAAAAAGUCUGGAAAAAUAUUAAUCAAAUAACAAAUGAGCACAGAUAUUCCAGUGCUGUUCUGUAUAAAUAGUUUCCAGCUGAAAAUCAAAUGGGCUCUGACUGUAUUUAGUGCAUCCAUAACCUUACUGGACAUGAAUAUAUUGUAUAGAACUCAUCUUGAGCUGCUGGGGUUUGUAAACAACUAUUAUAUAUUACUGAUGAAUAACAUAGUUACUACUUUUCUGUAUAUUCUCUUGUUUAUCACCUUUGUUAUAUGGGAAUUAAAACUGCUUGAGCAGGCAAU
Molecule: messenger RNA, 4426 nt
Organism: Serinus canaria (Common canary)
Lineage: Eukaryota; Metazoa; Chordata; Aves; Passeriformes; Fringillidae
Gene: KIF20A
Product: kinesin family member 20A
Exons: 19
Coding region: 138-2789 (883 amino acids)
Biological process (GO): mitotic spindle assembly; microtubule-based movement
Cellular component (GO): nucleus; spindle microtubule
Molecular function (GO): microtubule binding; plus-end-directed microtubule motor activity; ATP binding
Source: RefSeq, a predicted model, not a curated record